Bursaphelenchus okinawaensis is the source of this 1324-nucleotide messenger RNA. The record is from the annotation of a GenBank genome assembly. NCBI's taxonomy places the organism in Eukaryota, Metazoa, Nematoda, Chromadorea, Rhabditida, Aphelenchoididae.
AUGGCGGAAAACGAGCUUUCAAGUGUUCCUGCAAAACGACAACGCUUAGACGAUCAUGAAUUUAAAGCAAAAGAAAAUUUGGAACGGCGGAACGACAAAUCUGGGACUUGCUGUGAAUUUGUGGACAUUGAAGAUUGUGACAAAUGUGGUAUGGAUUAUCUCAUUUGUAAUUUUUAGCUUUUAGGCUCCACGAUAAUGAAUUUUGAAGACCUUAGUGAAGAAUGUUUCAAUGAUGCCAGGUGGAAAGAAGUUGUGUUGAAAGAAUUUUCUACUGGAUACAUGAAAAGUUUAAAGAAAAAAUUGGAUUUGGAUAUGAGAAAGGUAAAGCUUAUAUUAUAUAUAUUUUUUUGUGGUGAGUAAAUGUUAAUGAUAUCGUUUUUUUUUCAAAAAUUGGCAUUUUUAGGGCUUUGAAGUUUUUCCACCUUUGAGCUUGAUUUUUAACGCUUUCAACCUAACACCUUUCGAAAAAAUUAAAGUGGUUAUUAUCGGGCAAGAUCCGUAUCACAAUCCUGGAGAAGCGAUGGGAUUAAGUUUUUCAGUUCCUGAAGGUGUCAAAAUACCACCGUCUUUAAGAAACAUCUACAAAGAAUUAAGGAAAGAAUACUCUGAUUUUGUUAUACCAACACACGGAAAUCUCAUUAAAUGGGCAGAACAAGGAGUCUUUCUGCUAAAUGCCACGCUAACUGUAAUGUAUGUGUAAUUUAUGAUGACAAGAUUUCAUGGGCGUCUUUUAAUUAAAUUUUUAUCUUUGUAACAUAAAAUACAAUAUAUAUUUUGUUAAUUUAGAAAAAACAAAGCUAAUUCACACUCUGAAUACGGAUGGCAAAAGUUCACAGACAAUGUAAUUCGUGCAAUUAACCGGAACUUGGAAGGCGUUGUUUUUAUGUUGUGGGGAAAUUUUGCACAGAAAAAGGCAAAUUUUAUAGAUGUAAAGAAACAUACAGUGAUUAAGGUAAGACCACUUUUUUCAAUAUACACAAGUCUUGUGGUUAAAAGAAAAAAUUAUUAUAUUGUUUUGUUUUUCUUUCAGUGACUCCCCCCAGAGAAAAAUCGUAGCGACGUCCCUGAUUAAAGUGUAGUGUUAGAACAGUUAGUUAGGAACACACCAAUAAGUUCGAAAAAUAGGAGGCUUGAAGGGUGGCAUACAUACAUAUUAAGAGUAGAUUUAAAUUCAAUAUAGUAUUUUUACUCUAAGGCAACUGUUUAGACUGCGCAUCCCUCACCGUUAAGUUACCGGAAGUUUGAAGAUUGCAAAUGUUUUACAAAAGUUAACAAAGCUUUGGAGAAGUACGGAAAAGACUUAAUUAAUUGGACAGAUUUGUAA